Molecule: messenger RNA, 1920 nt
Organism: Fusarium graminearum PH-1
Lineage: Eukaryota; Fungi; Ascomycota; Sordariomycetes; Hypocreales; Nectriaceae
Exons: 5
Coding region: 1-1920 (639 amino acids)
Source: RefSeq, a predicted model, not a curated record
AUGGAAUUUCAACUCGCUGCUGAGCUUAUGCACAACUCUUUCACUCUGAAUGAGAAAGAGUUGGCUAAAAGCUACUCUGAAUCUUUCUAUCAUGAUGAACCUAGCCAGACGGUCUAUGUUCGUCGGGCCUGCUUCCAGUUACAAAACGUGAUAGAGGAAGUGCAAGAAUACAUGAAAGUCAACAACCAUCACUACCUUUGUAGAUUGGUUCUGUACUGCGAUACUAUCGAUCUCCCUGAGGAACUGGUAGUUGGAUAUGAAGAUCCAGCGAAACACUUUGAACUGCGAGUAUUCGCACGAAAGGUGCAAUGCCAGAACCCUAGUAACGCUCUUCGCAUGCAUUUUUCAAUCGAUUGCCAGUUGGCCAUCUACACUUACGCAUUGCAAGAAGGCUUUACCGUCAGAUUUCUGUUUCCCGACCGCGAACCUCAGCCGGUGAAAUUGUCUAUUGACGAAGACAAAUGGGGAAUCGAGGUCAAUUGGACCGGGAUAGACUUCUAUAUCGAACAGCAAGAUUCCAGGUCGCUUGACAUGACCACCGCCGACUACUUGAGUCGUAUCAAAAGCGACGGAACUCUGGAAAAGAGGAGUUUCGUAAGAUACAACGACAAUCUUCCCAGACUUGUUGCCUACCAGUUUCUUGUUGCCGCUACGGUCAUACGAACCAAACCACAGCUUGCUCUCGGCAUCUUGAACUGGGAACGAAAAGUGUUCAGCGUUCCCUCGGUAAACAUCUACGCAAGCAAACAAGUCCUUGAGUCCAGACUGGCGGCUAGCAUGGCAUUUGAGCAAGCAUUCCAGAAUUUCGUUGCCCAAGAGCGUGCUUCUGCCGCGAUGCUUGGACAAACCAUGAAUCUCAUCGCCAAAAGCGAGGAUGCCAUGUCUGAGUAUGCGUUCCUUGAAGAAGUAUCACAAAAGGCCUACCGCCCUGCGCAGUCAGCCAGAGAAUCCGCCUUCCAACGCUAUAACAAGAACAACACAGACCUUAUCCCCCUCCAGAAUGCCUUUAGCAAGGGACUCGACGACUGGGUUAGGAAAGAAAAGAUUGAAGCAGCCAAAUCUGUCUUUUCAGCUUGCAUCGGGACAAUCGGGGCUAUAGCGGCAACUGUAGCCUCUGGUGGCCUCGCAGCUCCUAUGGUACCCGCUGCUACGUACCUGCAAACACAGGAGAACCUAUGUCAGCGAGGCAACGAGCUAGCAUUGGUGUUACUCAAGGUGAAGCUCCAGCACAAGGACCAAAAGCGCCUGGCACUAUCUGCAACUGCUACAGAGCAACAAGGAGCUGUGCUGGACCUCCUCAAGCGGGCUAUGUUUGAUCGUCUUUUGACAAUUCGAUCUUUGGUCUUUCUUGAUUUUCAGAUUUACUCCGAGGCUUACAUGUUUCAUGCUUUGACUGAUAGACCGCCAGUACACAUCUCCCCUGUCAAGCCGGUGCCUGACUACCUGGAAGAUGCUGCGAAGUUUCAGGCGAAUAUUGCGACUUUUGGAUCCCGAGUUAUGCUGACGCUACGGCUUUGCAAAUUCGGCUUCUCAGAGGUGAUGCUGUCAAUGUUACACAGAUGCUAUCUCGAAGGAGCCACUGCGGCCUCAUCAGUUGAGAAGAACGACCUACGUCUGCUCCUACGUACUUCUGGGAGAUUUUACGACAUCAAUCUACCAGGAAGCAAGAAGGAUGGACCUGUUGAGUACAAUGCUUAUGUUGGAGAUGCUCGCACCUUGAUGUUUGAGUAUAACAUUGAUGAUGGAUCAAUCACAUGUGAUGCAGAAUAUGGGCAACGUCUGGACUACACUCAGCAUAGUCCCUUGACUGAGUGGGCAAUAUCGAUUGCUCCUGGAGGCCUGCAAGCAAAGGAUCUGGACAUGAGCGGCAUUACAGGUCUUAGGAUGGAACUCUGGUGUGAUUUUACUUUGAGAUUAUGA